AUGGUUGUUCCUGGAGGGACAAAGGAAACACUUGCUGACAUUCCGCACCAUGUGUGGAAGAGCUUGCCCGACAGCAUGAGACUAAGCCCCUCUGCUGUUGAUCAAAGUCGCAUUGGUGAGUUGAAAAUUAGCUGCUUUGGGUUUGUUCUAACUUCACAUUUUGGGUUUGUUCUAACUUUCAGUUUUAUAGAUAAGUGAUCAAUGAUCAUUUGUUAGUUGUAAAAUUCAACUAGCAGCAGUACAUCUUACGAUAAGCAGUGAGUGGCUGUGUGGUUUCUGACUCUGUGGUGUUCGCUGGUGUGGUCUAGGGCCCUGUGUUUUGGUUGAUAAUGUCACAUGACCUGGAUUUUAACCUUUAUUUGAACCUUUUUCCAGAAAUGAUAAUUACACCAAAAAUGAAAGCAGUUGUCUGAGGAUGGUGCUAAACCAUCUGACAUAAAAAGAAAAAGGGGAAAGUUUGAUGAAAAAGCUUUAAAUAAAGGUUAAAAUCCAGGUCAUGUUAAAUGAUCAACCUAAACACAGGGCCCUAGGGGCUGGUGGAGCUCCUGAUACUGAUGACCAUACAGUAACGACAAGUGAUCACAAGGGAGAGGAUGAACUAGAUCUGGCAGUGGAAGCAGAGUACAUUAUGAAGGCUUUCAACUCAAGAAAAAUAAGCAUCUCCAGCCUGUCCUGGCUUGCCUCACAGAAUCGGCACACCUUAACAAAUGUUUUGAAGCCGAAAACUUCUCUAUAUUGCAUGGUGAAUUUUGGAAUUUCAUUCCACUCUUUUCCCCAGGUGUCUGGGCCUCUUGGUUCAUCCCUAAAGGCAAGAGGUUAGGCCCGUUUGUAUGAGAGAAGAAAAAGAGGUCCCAGGUGUCCAGCAAUGUUUACAUGUGGGAGGUGAGCAGCAGAGGAUAGAGUGAUAGCCUCAGAUCUACCUUAACACACAUUUAGGUUGUACACAUUACAGGCACAGCACACCCUCCCUAUUAUAUAUAUACACUGUUGUCCAUUUUCAUACAUACAUUUUUAAGAUUAUCGGCUAGAUAACCAAACUGUCCUCUGUAGGUGUAUUUUCCCGCCAGGGGCUGGAUGUGUGUGGAUGCCACAGACCCCAUGAAGGGGAACUGGCUACGGUAUGUAAACUGGGCAAACUCCACUCAAGAACAGAACCUUUUCCCCAUGGAGAUAAACCGAGCCAUUUACUACAAAGUGUUACAGGUAAGUUAGACAUUUAGUCUCACUGGUAAAAUGUUAUUCUUAUUCAGUUGAUCACUAAAGCAGAGUGAUGGGAUGGUUUGCUAUUUAGGCAUGUGAAUUAGAGCGGGGCAAUAUGGACAAAAAUCCCUAUCUCGGUAAAUUGCUUGAAUUGAUGCGAUAACAAUAAAUAGACAUUAAUGUGCACCAUAGUUUAAGAAAAUUAUCCUUUAAACUACUACUACUAGUUUGAUGGUUGUAGCCAUCAAUUGUCCCAUUAACUAUCACCCAUAUAAGCAAAAUUAUUAAAUUUCAAACUUAACAUUUCUCUAGUAUAGGCUACGUAUUGUAAUGAACGAUAUCAGCAAAAUGCCUGCGAUGAGUGAUCUGUAUGGUCAGUGUCGAUCAUUUUCGGUUUAUCGUCCCAGCUCUAAUGUGAGUAUAGCGUAUUGGCUAUUUAGAUCAAGUUUGUUUGGGGGUUAUUCUUAUUAAAGGGGCAAUCAGCAGUUGCUACAUCCAUUUUUUGACUAAUAAAUUAAUAAUAUGUACCCAUUGAUUCUUGAAGAAUAUAACUUCUAAAUGCCUCAUGAGCUUUUAGUUUAGCUGUCGUAACCCAUCAGAACCGAAAAUAUAAGCUUGUUGUGAUCCAAAUACUAUAUAGCCUCAAUCAUGGUUAAAACUAUCAUUUGAUGUCAUGGAUGGUUAGUCCUUGCAUCCAUAGCUCUGUCUAUGAAUUUGAGAGUGGUUACAUUUGUCCAGCCCCAACCCUCAGCUUUUUACUGAAACAGGGGCGGGGACGGGGAAAAGCUUUGUUAGUGUUUCAUCUGCUGAUUGCUGCUUUAAAGCCAAAUGAGAGAAUUACAACCUUUUGGUCUUUACCAUUUUAAGUGGCUCUUUCUAUAAUUCAUGAACAUUUUACAUUUUUAUGUUGUCUCUGGUAUACCUGGGUAGGCUAAUAAAUAAUUAACAUAAAAGGAAUUACAUUUUAAAGUACAGUUUGCCACCCAACUACCUUAGCUACCAAAAUGUCAAGACCUAACAUUCCUGUUGUUGGACUCUGACUUGACAGACACAACAGGGGCCAAAAUAUUUCGUCCUGUCUUUCAACAAACUUGUCACUGAUUGGUUCCCACUCUCAUCUUUCCUUGUAACAGCCAAUUGGGCCAGGGGAUGAGCUGCUAGUGUGGUACAAUGGGGAAGACAACCCUGAGAUAACAGCUGCAUUAGAGGAAGAAAGAGGCAGCAGUCUGAGCAAGAAAAAUUCACCCAGGGCAAAGCGAGGUAAGGCGUACACCCCUAAAAUACAAAAAUCCUGUCUUAGAUUUUGCAGGACAUUAUUUACCAAACUAUUCGACACGAUAGUUCGCAGUGGGUAGCAGCAGUCGAAGAAAAUUGUAUUUACGCCCAUUCAAAGUUUAAUUCUUGAUAGCAUGCUAACUAGCUAGCUUAGCUAACUGUAGCGAGGUGUUGGUGCAGUCAAUUUUCCUUCCAAACUUUCAAUCUCAAAAGGUUCGCUACUUUUAUGUUACUGUUACUUCGUAUAAAAUAGUGUGAUUGCAGCUAAAUUGGUAGCUAUUAUGUAACAACACAGACAGUACGCCACUGUCAACAUUAGCUAGUCAGCUAAAUAAGUUAGCUAGCUAACUCAGUGCAAUGGCUGGCUCGUCAUGUCGUUUUAUAUGACGCGACCUUUCCAGAUUUACAACUCAGUUGCGAGCCACGUUAUCUGAUCCGUUGAUUACAUUAGCUACUUACCUACAUUUAAAAGGUAUCCAGCUAGUUAGUUCUGUUACAAUGCUUGCAGGUUAUGGAUUUCAUAGUCUGAUCUGUUUGUUUCGAUCGGAGCUGUCAAUCCAGUUCAGGUAGCUAGCAGGCUAGGUCAAGCCCGGACGUGCCAGACAACCCGUGCAGGGAAGAUGGCAAGCGCUGGCUUUGUGUUCAGCAAAUGGCUAACUGAUCAAAACAGGUGCCGUUGUGAUAAAGGGAAAAAGUAACUAUGGUUGAUAACUUAAGGUAUGUGUCAUAGAUGUGUUGUAAACCCUUAACGUUAGCUACAUCUAGUCAGCUACCCACUGCUAGCUAGCUAGCUGGAUAAAUUAUCAAUUCUGUUGGUGCCAUCGCUAGGAAUAUAUGCCUGCCCUGAAAAUAAACACCCUUUGUUUUAGUUUUUUCGAUGUAACCAAGACUACUUAGCUGAACGUUUAUCUAUUUUGUUCAUUUCCCUAGGUAAGUGUGAGCUCUAUUUUCAUUUGGCCUGUGGAGGGUAGCUAGCUGCACUAGCUAAUCAGCUAAAACCAAUGCAAAGUUGAGGUAGUGCAGACUAGGCCCUGGAUGAAUGCAGUUGCACAAGCUCUGAAGUCCCACCCUUCCUUUCUCAACAAUACUACACCUUCAGAUUGAGUUGCAUUUUUCAUAAUUAUCUUUUGAUUUAGGCUAGCUGCUAGAAUGAAAUACAUAGAAUUUGAGAAUUAUUUCUCCAUGUAAUUGGCCUAGUGUUUAUCUUUCAAUAUGAAGGAAAGUGUAACUGUUGGUGGUAUAUCCACAGUAGCUACUGUAGGUCUAUAUGAUUUUUAAGUUUGUGGUGUAGGCCUAUGCAUGCAACCCUUGUCUUUUUUGAAUUUGCAGUAUGAUUUAUUGACUCAGUGAGUUGUUGUUAGAAGUCUCAACAUUCUGAAUUCUGUAAUAUUGAGAUUGAGUCUGCUUGUCAUUCAUCUGCAAUCCCUCUAUGAUAAAUUAUAUUAGCAUAUCUGUAUUUUACAGAAUGUAUUUGACCAUGCUGGUCAGAUGACUGAGCUGUAGCAUGUGUUUCUGUGGCAUGAAUCAGGGCUUUGUAGACCAGGCCAGAUUACCUUCUUGUCACAGCAACUCCAGUGAUGACUGGGUGCUAGCCCAGGCAGGCUGAGAUUAAAACUCAAAAUGGUCUCCUGCCUAUGGGCAUAAAUACCGCAAUGAUGAGCCAUUCCAUAAUUCUCUAAACAUUUUUGUUUUCAUUAUGUAUUUAUUCUUGAAAUAUUCAGAAUGAGGGCAUCAAGGCUGUUAAAAGUAAUUUAAUUUAAUUGUAUUGGAUGCUUAACUGACCUUUUAACCUGCGGCUGGUUGUAAAAAAAAAACAUUGUUAAUAUUCAAAGAAAAUUUUACAUAAGCACACGUGGUACUUGACCUACAUUUUUCAUAUCCUGUUCAGCAGUCAUAUCUUGCUUUGCUUUCUGUUAGCCACAUUUUAAUGUUAUGAGUUUGUAAUUCCAUGUAGUUUUAAGUACCAACCAAUACGCAGCACAGUUGUGAGUUGAGGUGUGAAAGUGAAUUAGUACACUUCCCCCGCUAGAUGUUCACUCAUCUGAAAAUAUCCUUUCUAAUAGUGGAUUUACUUACAUAGAAGUAGUCCAAUGUCAACAUUUGAAAGAACUAAAUUCCACAUCUUACCAGUAUUGCUUUUGUGUGAAAUGGUUUAUUUGAGUUUAGCUAAUGUUUGUUGGUUGGUGUGUGCUUUCCCCCAUAGCCAGAAGAAAGCUGUUGGAGAGAGCCAGACAGGCUGGUUUGGGUGCAUUCCGUGGGCCCAAGCAAACAGGCGUAACCAAACCUAUUGUCAGAGAGAUGUGGGACACAGAGGAAGGUUAGUAGUUGUCCCAUUAUUAUGGAUAUUUGUGUAAUUUGGGGAGUCAGUUCAGGUGUAACUAGGGCUAUGGUGGUUAUGACAUUUUGUCAGCCAAUUAUUGUCAUGCAAAAGACUGCCGGUCUUACGGUAAUUUACCGUUAAUUAACAUAAACAAGUUUAGCAUAUCCAGGCCUCCACGUGUUCAAGCAGCUGAUGUGCGCCUUUGGAACAUCUACAUUUAACAAGUUGAAUAAAUCAAUGUAAUAUACACCAUCAUAAUAAAUCCAUUAUUUAUUUUAGUCAGGACUAAAGAAACAUUAUGAUAUGAGGAAAAUGUAUUUUAUAAGAACAGAAAUGAGUUGGCCAACUGUUAUCUGGCUAUGCUCCAUGCCAUAGGCUGUAGGCUUGUUCAUUUAGCUGACAAGAUAUGCUUGUAAGUCCCAUGACAUUAUUUUAUAUUAUAUGAUUUUAUAGUAAGAAGAAUAUAAUUGAACUUACCUGAAUAAAAUGAAGCAGGUGUGCAUAUGAAGUGGCUAUGUUGAGCGUAAAAAGUGAUCAUUUAAAAAAGUUCCUAUAUGCUAGGUUUAGAGUUACUUGGCAACUUUAGUUGUGAAUGAUACAAACCUUAGAAUGCAUUAUAAAUCAAAACAUAUAUGGGCUGCAUGAUGCGACUAUAGGCUAUUGAUGAUUUGAGAAAUUCGCUAAAAAAGUUUGCUCUGUUCCUUGCAUCAGGCUGCAUAGCUGUUCUCUCAUCAAGUGAUCAUAUUUUCGCCCAUCAGACUAUUCUCAAUUUAAUCUUGUCUUUACUAAUAUGGCAAAUGUGUUUCUAUUUAGAAUGGUCCAUUAUCAAAUGGGCAGGGGCAGGAGAAAAAUUACAUGUCAUAUGUACAGUUGAAGUCGGAAGUUUACAUACACUUAGGUUGGAGUCAUUAAAACUCGUUUUUCAACCACUCCACAAAUGUCUUGUUAACAAACUAUAGUUUUGACAAGUCGGUUAGGAUAUCUACUUUGUGCAUGACACAAGUUAUUUUUCCAACAAUUGUUUACAGACAGAUUAUUUCACUUAUAAUUCACUGUAUCACAAUUCCAGUGGGUCAGACGUUUACAUACACUAAGUGGACUGUGCCUUUAAACAGCUUGGAAAAUUCCAGAAAAUUACGUCAUGGCUUUAGAAGCUUCUGAUAGACUAAUUGACAUCAUUUGAGUCAAUUGGAGAUGUACCUGUGGAUGUAUUUCAAGGCCUACCUUCAAACUCAGUGACUCUUUGCUUGACAUCGUAGGAAAAUCAAAAGAAAUCAGACCUCAGAAGAAAAAUUGUAGACCUCCACAAGUCUGGUUCAUCCUUGGGAGCAAUUUCCAAACGCCUGAAGGUACCACGUUCAUCUGUACAAACAAUAGUAUGCAAGUAUAAACACCAGGGGACCACGCAGUUGUCAUACCGCUCAGGAAGGAGAUGCGUUCUGUCUCCUAGAAAUGAAUGUACUUUGGUGCGGGAGGAAACAAGUACCAAAGUAUCUAUAUCCACAGUAAAAUGAGUCCUAUAUAUACCUGAAAGGCCGCUCAGCAAGGAAGUAGCCACUGCUCCAAAACCGCCAUAAAAAAGCCAAACUUACGUUUGCAACUGCACAUGGGGACAAUGAUUGUACUUUUUGGAGAAAUGUCCGAUGGUCUGAUGAAACAAAAAUAGAACUGUUUGGCCAUAAUGACCAUCGUUAUGUUUGGAGGAAAGGGGGGGGGGGGGGGGGGGGGGGUGCUUGCAAGCCGAAGAACAACAUCAUCCCAACUGUGAAGCACGGGGGUGGCAGAAUCAUGCUGUGGGGGUGUUUUGCUGCAGGAGGGACUGGUGCACUUCACAAAAUAAAUGGCAUCAUGAGGAAGGAAAAUGAUGUGGAUAUAUUGAAGCAACAUCUCAAGACAUCAGUCAGGAAGUUAAAGCUUGGUCGCAAAUGGGUCUUCCAAAUGGACAAUGACCCCAAGCAUACUUCCAAAGUUGUGGCAAAAUGGCUUAAGGACAACAAAGUCAAGGUAUUGGAGUGGCCAUCACAAAGCCCUGACCUCAAUCCUAUAGAAAAUGUGUGGGCAGAACUGAAAAAGCGUGUGCGAGCAAGGAGGCUUACAAACCUGACUCAGUUACACCAGCUCUGUCAGGAGGAACGGGACAAAAUUCACCCAACUUAUUGUGGGAAGCUUGUGGAAGGCUACCCGAAACGUUUGACCCAAGUUAAACAAUUUAAAGGCAAUACUACCAAAUACUAAAACUUCUGACCAACUGGGAAUGUGAAGACAUAAAUAAAAGCUGAAAUAAAUAUUAUUUUCUGACAUUUCACAUUCUUAAAAUAAAGUGGUGAUCCUAACUGACCUAAGACAGGGAAUUUUUACUAGGAUAAAAUGUCAUGAAUUGUGAAAAACUGAGUUUAAAUGUAUUUGGCUAAGGUGUAUGUAAACUUCCGACUUCAACUGUACUCUUAUAAUCUCCACCCGGCACAGCCAGAAGAGGACUGGCCACCCCUCAGAGCCUGGUUCCUCUCUAGGUUUCUUCCUAGGUUCCUGCCUUUCUAGGGAGUUUUUCCCUAUGCACUGGAACAGUGAAUGGUGGCCUCACGCUUUCCCGGUGGUCAGUUUUUUCAAUGAUGCCCGGAAGGCUCCUUCGGUUUUAUAGCGGAGCAUGUGCUUAGAAUGAGCAGCUGAGAAAUAAAUAUAAGAACACUUAUUUCACUCGCCACAACCACUGUUUGAGGAGCAUGCUCUCCCUACGCAACAGGUGAUAUUCCGCCCAAACUAUGGACAGUGGGGAGAACAAGUAUUUGAUACACUGCCAAUUUUGCAGGUUUUCCUACUUACAAAGCAUGUAGAGGUCUAUAAUUUUUUAUCAUAGGUACACUUCAAAUGUGAGAGACAGAAUCUAAAACAAAAAUCCAGAAAAUCACAUUGUAUGAUUUUUUAGUAAUUAAUUUGCAUUUUAUUGCAUGACAUAAGUAUUUGAUCACCUACCAACCAGUAAGAAUUCCGGCUCUCACAGACCUGUUAGUUUUUCUUUAAGAAGCCCUCCUGUUCUCCUGUUCUACCUGUAUUAACUGCACCUGUUUGAACUCGUUACCUGUAUAAAAGACACCUGUCCACAUACUCAAUCAAACAGACUCCAACCUCUCCACAAUGGCCAAGACCAGAGAGCUGUGUAAGGACAUCAGGGAUAAAAUUGUAGAUCUGCACAAGGCUGGGAUGGGCUACAGGACAAUAGGCAAGCAGCUUGGUGAGAAGGCAACAACUGUUGGCGCAAUUAUUAGAAAAUGGAAGAAGUUCAAGAUGACGGUCAAUCACCCUCGGUCUGGGGCUCCAUGCAAGAUCUCACCUCAUGGGGCAUCAAUGAUCAUGAGGAAGGUGAGGGAUCAGCCCAGAACUACACAGCAGGACCUGGUCAAUGACCUGAAGAGAGCUGGGACCACAAUCUCAAAGAAAACCAUUAGUAACACACUACACCGUCAUGGAUUAUAAUCCUGCAGCGCACGCAAGGUCCCCCUGCUCAAGCCAGCACAUGUCCAUGCCCGUCUGAAAUUUGCCAAUGACCAUCUGGAUGAUCCAGAGGAGGAAUGGGAGAAGGUCAUGUGGUCUGAUGAGACAAAAAUAUAGCUUUUUGGUCUAAACUCCACUCGCCGUGUUUGGAGGAAGAAGAAGGAUGAGUACAACCCCAAGAACACCAUCCCAACCGUGAAGCAUAGAGGUGGAAACAUCAUUCUUUGGGGAUGCUUUUCGCAAAGGGGACAGGACGACUGCACCGUAUUGAGGGGAGGAUGGAUGGGGCCAUGUAUCGCGAGAUCUUGGCCAACAACCUCCUUCCCUCAGUAAGAGCAUUGAAGAUGGGUCGUGGCUGGGUCUUCCAGCAUGACAACGACCCAAAACACACAGCCAGGGCAACUAAGGAGUGGCUCCGUAAGAAGCAUCUCAAGGUCCUGGAGUUGCCUAGCCAGUCUCCAGACCUGAACCCAAUAGAAAAUCUUUGGAGGGAGCUGAAAGUCCGUAUUGCCCAGCGACAGCCCCGAAACCUGAAGGGUCUGUAUGGAGGAGUGGGCCAAAAUCCCUGCUGCAGUGUGUGCAAACCUGGUCAAGACCUACAGGAAACGUAUGAUCUCUGUAAUUGCAAACAAAGGUUUCUGUACCAAAUAUUAAGUUCUGCUUUUCUGAUAUAUCAAAUACUUAUGUCAUGCAAUAAAACGCAAAUUAAUUACUUAAAAAUCAUACAAUGUGAUUUUAUGGAUUUUUGUUUUAGAUUCCGUCUCUCACAGUUGAAGUGUACCUAUGAUUAAAAAUUACAGACCUCUACAUGCUUUGUAAGUAGGAAAACCUGCAAAAUCGGCAGUGUAUCAAAUACUUGUUCUCCCCACUGUAUGCCAUGGGCUCUCCAACCCUGUUCCUGCAGCUACCCAGUGCUAAAUUUGUUUAAUUUUGGAGUAUAGGUUAGACCAAUUAUGUACCAAAGACAUCUUAAAUCAGUUUUAUGUUUUUCAGCCAUGCGUAAUAUGCUGUAGGCUAUGUAUUGUAUAAUGACACAAUCAUCAUUUUAAUUCAGGGUUUUUUUCAGGCUUGGGCUCAUAUGCAUAAACUCUAAUAUGCGUAUGCCCGCAGCAGCCCUAGGUAUAAGCUAGUUAAGUCCUGUUAUUCAUGUAUUUCAAUUUUUUUGUUGUUGUUACAUUUAAAUUAAAUGAUGUAACUGUAACUCUGUCGUUCUGCUGUUGUAGGUCCAAAUGACGAGGACGAGAGACUCUCCACAUCAACAGGGCCUUCCAAGGGGACUCGGGAGAGCUCCCCCAUGGGGAGUAACGGCCUCUCUCAAGCCCAGUUCAUCUCAGCAGCAAUGAGAGGGGAAGAGGAGGAGGGUGAUGAAGAGGAAGACCUAGGGGAUCUGCAGCAGCCGCCGUCGCUGACACUACAGCGUGCUCAGUCUGCUACUGAAGCUGAGCCGGAGGAGAAGAUUGAGCAGCCUGAUCUGCCACUAAGCCAUAGCAGCCCAGUUGAGGAGGGGCCUGGGAGCCUUCAGCAUGACACUGAGACUGCCUCAUCCCUAUCAAGGCCUGAACCAGAGGCAGACCCUGACCCCGACCCUGACCUGGAAGGUGACCCCCACGGAGAGGAGUCCCAUCCCUGCCAGCACUGCGAGCGCCAUUUCUCCACCAAACAGGGCCUAGAGCGCCACACACACAUCCAUGCCACUGCAAACCAGCAAACACACACAUUCAAAUGCCGCUACUGUGGCAAGUCCUUCGGCUCGCAGGUGGGGCGUCGGCGCCACGAGCGGAGGCAUGAGAACGGGCCAAAGAACAAAGGCCAAAGGCCUGGCUCACUAGCUGGGACUGCUACUUUACUCACUCCUCUGGGGCAGGCUGGUGGCCACUAUGUGGUCAGGGGCUCCCCUGUCCCUGGAGGACCUAUGCAGAGCCUUGAGGUUGUGAGGAAGGACCCUGCGGCUGAGAGUGACCGGCCCUUUAUCGUGGAUGAGAAUGGUGAGACAAAGGAGCUUCAUCCUUGCAAGUACUGUAAUAAGGCUUUCGGCACUCAUACCAACAUGCGCAGACACCAGCGCAGAAUCCACGAGCGCCACUUACUGCCCAAGGGUGUCCGCAGGAAAGGCAUGCUGCUGCAGGAAAGCCCAUCCCAGCAGCAGCAGCAUCAUCUGCCUGAACAGUCCCCUAGCGCCAGCCCACCCCUCGUCUAUGUGCCCAGUGCAGACACUGAGGAUGAGGGGGACCGAGAGGAGUACAUGGUCGACAUAUCCAAUAACAUCUCAGAGAAUCUCAGCCUGUACAUCGACGGCAAGAUCCUGUCCACUAGUUCAGUCAGCGGCUGUGAGGUGAUCGAAGUGGACUCCAGUUCUGCAGCACUGUUUGGUCUCGAUGCAGUGAUGAUCAGCCCCAAUCAGAUCAGUCAGGCUCUCAAAGUGGACACCAGGACAUGUGCUGUGAAGCAGGUCUCGAAUCUCAGCCAGCCCAUGACGAAAAGGAGAACGUCGACACCCCCGCUCAUGCCCAGUCUUAAAAUGGAGUCUGAAACUGGGUCCUCUUCCGCCUCCUCGUCUUCCUCAUCCGCCUUGUUGGUGGGAAGUGUCUUCCCUCAGUCCUCAGACUCAUUAGCAUUUCAAAAGGAGAAAACGGUUUAUCUGUCUCCUAAGCUCAAACAGCUCCUCCAGACCCAGACAGACAAUCAGAAACCCACCAUCACCCUGAUAGCAGAGAGGCACAGAUUAGCUCCCCCUCUCUCCGUUACAUUGCUGCCUGCAGCCUCAGGCAGGUUUAAGAGAAGAACAGCUUCCCCCUCCUCAUCUCCACAGUGCAGCCCUGCGCUGAAAGCAGACGGCUGUAAGAGCGAGGCGGGGGUCUCGUCGUACACCCUCAAAGUGCCAAAUCUGGAGAGCCUGGGCAUGUCCCCUGCCUGGAGUCUGUCCAGCAAGGAGGAGAGGGACACUGUGAGUCCCAGCGGGAAGGAUGGGUGCAGCUGGCCUGCCUCUCGGACCGGAGGGAACUCGUGUAAUCAGCAUCCCUUGGACCUGUCCAGCGGCAUCAGCAAGAGGAGUGACAGCUUCAGCAAGACGCCCGGGGAGGCAGUGCUGGAUUUAAGCAUGAGUCGGAAGAGUACAGCGGAGCCAGAGUCUAAGGGAAGUCCAUCUCCGGCACAGCCCCCCACCAAGAAGAAGAAGCCUAACACCAGCAUGCUAGAGAAAGUGUUGAUGAAUGAGUAUGCUGGCUUAAACCCAGCAGAAGAGGAGGGCUCUUCUCCCUUGGGAAGCCCAGAUUCUCAGUAUACUUCAGGCAGUGGUACAGGCACCGCUUCUCACAGUCCCUCUUCCAAUCUGCCCUCUGAAUCAGCCCAUCCCUCUCCCCCCUCUCUAACGCCUGUCACUAUGAAUCCCUCCUCCCCUUGCGGCUCCAGUCUGACCUCUCCAACGCCACCUCCCCCUGUCCUACCCACCAUGCCCUCACCAGACUGCCCUACGCUCAGCUCUCUCCCUGUCCUCUCCCCCAAAAUGUCCCCCAGAUCCAUCGACCAUGGUGAGGAUGAGCCAGUUUGCAUAUCGAACUCUACCACAGCAGAGACAAUGUUAGCUGCAGUAAGUAACAGUUAUAGAGAUGAGGAACAUAUCACUAAGCCAAUAGACUCCACCCACAAUACAGAUCCCCUUACCAGGGAAGCUAUAUCAAGCCCCUCUACAGAGCCCUCCUCUGUAUCUGAUGCUGUCGCUCUGAGUCAGUCCUCAACACAAUCGAAACCUGCAAGGAUUGGGAACCAAAGUUCGGUGGAUGUCCAAAUUAAUCAAGACCUGGAACUGAUUAUUACUGAGGGACAGGAGAAAUCCCAAUGCUCUGAACUCCCUGUUUUAUCAUCCGUAACAGAAUCCCUCCUCUCUGCCUCGUCGACCUCGCCUGCUGCCAUAUCAGAUAUCCCAGCUCCACCAGUGGUCUCCCCACCAUCACUCUCUAGCACUGUGAUUAAAGGGGAGCCCCAGCACAAUGAUCAGCUGGCUGACUUAGUCCUUUCUCCUAGUGGCACAGGGUCUUCACCUCUGUCUGCUGCUGCUGACUCGUCGUUGUCGGAAGAGGAGGAAGAGGGAUCGGAGCCAGAGCCCUUCAGUAAGACAUUUGUGUGUAAUGUGUGUGAGGACCCCUUCCGUUCCAUCAAAGAGCUCAGUCGGCACAUCCUAGAGCACGCCGCUGAGUGGCCCUACAAGUGUGAGUUCUGUGUGCAGCUGUUCGGGAACGCCCCGGCUCUGCUGGAGCACCGCACGGCCCUCCACGGCGUGGGACGCAUCUUUGUCUGCUCCGUCUGCUCUAAGGAGUUUGCCUUCCUCUGCAACCUCCAGCAGCACCAGAAGGACCUGCAUCCCAGCCAGCCGUGCACACACACAGCGGUGGAGAGCGGCAAGCCGAGGCCACAGAACUACACAGACCCAGCCAGGGCCAAAGAGGAGAGUAACCCGUCCUCAACCACAGCCAUAGGGCCUGAGUCCUCUGCUGAAGUUGCCUCCUCCCAGGGGGUCUCCGAUGUGAAGAAAGAGGAGCAGCCUGAUACUAAUGGGAAGCAUGAAGAGGAUGGACUGGAGGACCCAACUGAAGAGCUGUACACUACUAUAAAGAUCAUGGCCUCUGAGGGAGGCAAGCCUAAAGGCCCAGAUGUACGCCUGGGCAUUAAUCAACACUACCCCAGUUUCAAGCCACCCCCCUUCCCCUACCACAACCGCACGGCUGCAGGCUCGGUGGCCUCGGCCACCAACUUCACUACACACAACAUCCCCCAGACAUUCAGCACUGCCAUCCGCUGCACCAAGUGCGGCAAGAGCUUCGACAACAUGCCCGAGCUGCACAAGCACAUACUAGCCUGUGCCAACGCCAGUGAUAAGAGGCGGUACACUCCCAAGAAGAACCCCAUCCCUCUCAGACAGAUAGUGAAGCCUCAGAACGGAGCUCUGUCGCCUGCCUCUGCUGCCAACGCAGGGCACAACGCCUUCCGCAGAAUGGGCCAACCCAAGAGGCUCAACUUCAACCAAGAACCUCCUGGCAAAACCAAGAUGAGUUCCCUCGGUAAGAAGAAGAACCAGCUGGUCCAGAAGGCCGUAACUCAGAGGAAUGAGACUGCUGCUACUGCUAACAAGGCCCCUAGCCAGGUUAAAGAGGAGACGCCACAAGAGCAGGAGAUCCACGUAUGCCCUCACUGCAGCCGAGAGUUCACCUACCCUGCCAGCCUCAGUAAACAUAUAGCAGGCAGCUGCCCCAUGAAGCCUGUCUCUAAAAAGGCCAAAAAGGGAGCAGCAGCAGAGGCAACACCAGCUGUAGACAAAAACAUGAGCCUUCGAAGGAGAACCACAGACUCUGAGAUCCAGCAGCCAGAGCCGGUUCCCAAAACGCUUAGCAAAACCCGGGCUCGCAACUCUGGACCUGUCCCUGCGGAGGCUGAGGCCCCACCACCGGUGGGUAAAGGAAAGACGGCUGCCACACAGGUGUGCACCAAGAGGCCAGCCUCUUUCCCAGCUGCCACAGUUUCUCUCAGCAAGAAAAGUAAAAAAGGCAAAGUUCAAUCCUUACCCCCCACCCCGUUGCCCUCCGAGACUCCCAGUGACUCUGCACUGCGGCCAGCAGCUCAGACAAAGCAACGCAUGGGCAAGGAAGUGCAACCCAAGAAGGGAGCAGAGGUGAAAUCACCCCCACAGCAGCAGUCUCAGGUGCCGCCUAAGAAAGAAGGGGAACGGUUCUCUCUGCGAGCGAGGGAGAGAGCUGUUGGGCCGGUGACCCGGAGCCUACAGAUGGCCAACACUGCAGCUCCUGUGGAGGUGAAAACAGAGGACCUCUCCAGCCAGGAGGCUAAAGAGACCCAGGUAAUGUUACUUUCAAACAGUGUCCAGUCUCAGCCCAUGUAGAAUUAUUACCUAAUUCAUUCAUACUUUCAACACAACGUGGUUCUAUUAAUCAGGUUCUGUGUUGCACUUCAAGGUAGAGAAGACGUAUGUAUAACUGUAGUUGAUACUUGUUGAUAUCUUGAUUUGUUGUCUCGUGUCUUCCAGGAGUACUUGCUGAAAUGAACCAGGUAGGGCAAUGUGGAUUCUGAGGAUUAAGAAGUCCCUGGCUAGGAGGAUGACUCUGUGCUGGCUCACCUCUGAGGAGAAACUCUGGCCUUCCCAACACUCUGACAAACAGACAGGCAGAGAGACGGACAGACAGGAGGAUCUGGAGGUGGGCUGGCUCAGUUAAAGGACAACGUGAACUCUGCUCCCAUCACAUCACAUCACACGCUGUGUUGGCUGAACAGAGGGAGGGGCACCUGUCUCUACAUCACUCUCUGUGAAAUGAGCCUGAGACAAAAAAGUAACGAUUAACAGACUGUUAAUGACAAUGAAUAAAUAUAAUAUAUAUAUAAAUAUAUAUUGUAAGUCAUAACUUGACUCGUAACAUUGAUAUUGGGGUUCCGUAACGGUUAAAAGCUGAUAUUGCAAAUGGCAAUCAUUUAUAUCCGUUCACAAAACUGGUCUGGUGUUUCUUUCCCUCCGUUUUCAUGUUUCCCUUGUUUGGUCGUUGAGAUGUCGGAGGAUUCAACAGUCUCUUAAUGCAUGUGCUGAAUCCAGUAUAACUAGAAAGAGCCCUUGUCCCUCGUCUGUGUGUCCCAUGUUAAGUCCUGCACCUACUUUAAUGUAAAUUAAUAUGUAAUGUUCCGUUGAGAAUACAUUGUAGAAUAUCUCUUUUAAGCAGAUUUUUUAAUUUUUGUUUGGGAAGCCAAGAUAAAACGGAACUGUUUUCAACUGUAGAAAUAGGUUGUCAGAAACGGCGUGUCCCAAGAGUGUGUGUAUAUGUGUUCAAAUGUGCGUAUGGGUAGGCUUGUACCGUAUGUGUGGGCUGACAACCAUUUGCCCCUUGAUCUCAAAGUUUGAGAUGUCUGUUUUCUCUCUGGCAUGUUUUCCUUAUUUUGCUUAUCAGAGGUGUACCAGUAGGGCACCCUGCCACAACUAGAACAAUGCAUCCGUACACCUCUGACAGUUAGUUCCCUGAGAAGGGAUGGGGAAGAAACACUGCCACUUAUCCAGUUUAUUGACAUUGUGGAUUUCUCAGAGGCUCACAUUUUGAUGUCAUACAUAGUUAUAAGUAGUCCCGUCUUGUCUGAAAGCACUUUAAAAAGAACAUCUGCCAAACUGUUUUGAUUUGAUCGGUAUGAAUCCUUAAAUUAUGUGGGUUUAAAUGUGAAGAAUGGGAUGUUGACAUUUCUAUUGCAUAUGACUGAAACUGGGUUGCCUCAGAAAGUCUUUGAAAUGUAGUCAUUGGAAUAUUGCCCUCAUUUAAGACUCCCUAUAGAUUAGCAUGUUUGUAUUGUUCCCAAGACUUGAUUUCAUCUGUAUGAUGUAAUCAAAUGCAUUAAUCUGAAAUAUGUAGCAGCGAUAAUCAUGAGUGGAGGAUUGCCAAAAUGUUCCACCAUGAUGAUGUUCGGAAAUAUUAGAAAAGGUUUGAAAAUUGUCCUGGCUGUAGAUGUGGAGAGCAGUAGCCACCCAGUAAUAAGGAUGGCAUUGAAAAGUUGCUUCAGUUCUAAUGUUCCUUGCAGCGGUUAACAUGCCACAGUAAGGUAAUUGGAUUGCUGGUUAUUUCUGUACCUAAAGUCAAGGGUGGCUGGGAGGUAGUGUAUCUUCUUUAAUGGGAUCUACAUGUAGGCCUGUUACAUGUUAUAACAUACUUUGACAAAGUAUUGUACUUUGAUUAUGAUUAGUCUCUAUCUACCCCAUGAUCUGCUAUGUAGAGGGAUUCUCCCAUCUCUCCCUGUUUACAAUGUUCACUCCACUGUUGCUCCUUCUGGACCAUCUGCCUUUUACAGCUGAGGUAGAAGAGUGGGAUACGACUCAAGUGCUUGUAGCAUGUUUGAAAAAAACUGUAAUUGAACUAUAUAUAUUAGAAAGCUAAUUUAUCAUAUUUCCGUUGCCUUCCUGCAUCGGUAUUCCUGAUAAUUCUCUUCGGAGUGAAAUUAAUGGAGAAUCUUCUAAUAUAUGUUUGAGGAUGAAUGAACAAAGACAUAUCCCUGUUGACAUCAUUAUGUAAAACAUAUUGUUCUAAUUGAUAUAUUAAAGCCUUUUUCAAUUUGGCGUCUGUGUGCUGCCAUGUAUGAUUUAAUAUGUUUUGGUUAUGUCCUUUUUAACUUUAGUCAUCGUACUUUCGGGCAUCUGUUUGAGCCAGUUGAGGCACAGAUUUGCUAAUCUUGAUCAUAAGGUGGUGAGUAUUUGGGCCUAUUUGGGAUGCAUAGUGAUAUGUCGAUCAGUAAUUAUGCAGUCUGACUGCAAUGCAGUCUAUUUCAGACACACUGAUACACUACUUAUAUAUACAGUGCAUUCGGAAAGUAUUCAGACCCCUUGACCUUUACAUUUUGUUACGUUACAGCCUUAUUCAGUUGUUUUCCUCAUCAAUCUACAGUCGUGGUCAAAAGUUAUGAGAAUGACACAAAUACUAAUUUUCACAAAGUCUGCUGCCUCAGUUUUGAUAAUGGCAAUUUGCAUAUACUCCAGAAUGUAAUGAAGAGUGAUCAGAUGAAUUGCAAUUAAUUGCAAAGUCCCUCUUUGCCAUGAAAAUGAACUUAAUCCCCCAAAAACAUUUCCACUGCAUUUCAGCCCUGCCACAAAAGGACCAGCUGCCAUCAUGUCAGUGAUUCUCUCGUUAACACAGGUGAGAGUGUUGACGAGGACAAGGCUGGAGAUCACUCUGUCAUGCUGAUUGAGUUAGAAUAACAGACUGGAAGCUUUAAAAGGAGGGUGGUGCUUGAAAUCAUUGUUCUUCCUCUGUUAACCAUGGUUACCUGCAAGGAAACACGUGCCGUCAUCAUUGCUUUGCACAAAAAGUGCUUCACAGGCAAGGAUGUUGCUGCUAGUAAGAUUGCACCUAAAUCAACCAUUUAUCGGAUCAUCAAGAACUUCAAGGAGCGAGGUUCAAUUGUUGUGAAGAAGGCAACAGGGCACCCAAGAAAGUCCAGCAAGCGCCAGGACCGUCUCCUAAAGUUGAUUCAGCUGCGGGAUCGGGACACCACCAGUGCAGAGCUUGCUCAGGAAUGGCAGCAGGCAGGUGUGAGUGCAUCUACACGCACAGUGAGACGAAGACUUUUGGAGGAUGGCCUGGUGUCAAGAAGGGCAGCAAGGAAGCUACUUCUCUCCAGGAAAAAACAUCAGGGACAGACUGAUAUUCUGCAAAAGGUACAGGGAUUUGACUGCUGAGGACUGGGGUAAAGUCAUUUUCUCUGAUGAAUCCCCUUUCCGAUUGUUUGGGGCAUCCGGAAAACACCUUGUCCGGAGAAGACAAGGUGAGCGCUACCAUCAGUCCUGUGUCAUGCCAACAGUAAAGCAUCCUGAGACCAUUCAUGUGUGGGGUUGCUUCUCAGCCAAGGGAGUGGGCUCACUCACAUUUUUGCCUAAGAACACAGCCAUGAAUAAAAAAUGGUACCAACACAUCCUCCGAGAGCAACUUCUCUCAAUCAUCCAAGAACAGUUUGGUGACGAACAACGCCUUCUCCAGCAUGAUGGAGCACCUUGCCAUAAGGCAAAAGUGAUAACUAAGUGGCUCGGGGAACAAAACAUCGACAUUUUGGGUCCAUGGCCAGGAAACUCCCCAGACCUUAAUCCCAUUGAGAACUUGUGGUCAAUCCUCAAGAGGCGGGUGGACAAACAAAAACCCACAAAUUCUGACAAACUCCAAGCAUUGAUUAUGCAAGAAUGGGCUGCCAUCAGUCAGGAUGUGGCCCAGAAGUUAAUUGACAGCAUGCCAGGGCGGAUUGCAGAGGUCUUGAAAAAGAAGGGUCAACACUGCAAAUAUUGACUCUUUGCAUAAACUUAAUGUAAUUGUCAAUAAAAGCCUUUGACACUUAUGGAAUGCUUGUAAUUAUACUUCAGUAUACCUUAGUAACAUCUGACAAAAAUAUCUAAAAACACUGAAGCAGCAAACUUUGUGAAGACCAAUACUUGUGUCAUUCUCAAAACUUUUGACCACGACUGUACACACAAUACCCCAUAAUGACAAAGCAAAAACAGGUUUUUAGACAUUUUUGGCAAAUUAAAAUAAACUGAAAUAUCACAUUUACAUAGGUAUUCAGACCCUUUACUCAGUACCUUGUUGAAGCACCUUUGGCAGCGAUUACAGCCAUAAGUGUUCUUGGGUAUGACGCUACAAGCUUGGCACACCUGUUUUUGGGGAGUUUCUCCCAUUCCUCUCAAGCUCUGUCAGGUUGGAUGGGGAGCGUUGCUGCACAGCUAUUCUCAGGUCUCGCCAGAGAUGUUCGAUCGGGUUCAAGUCCGGGCUCUGGCUGGGCCACUCAAGGACAUUCAGAGACUUGUCCCGAAGCCACUCCUGCUGUGUGCUUAGGGUCGUUAUCCUGUUGGAAGGUGAACGUUCGCCCCCAGUCUGAGAUCCUGAGUACUCUGGAGCAGGUUUUCAUCAAGGAUCUCUCUGUACUUUGCGCCGUUCAUCUUUCCCUUGAUCGUAACUAGUCUCCCAGACCCUGCUGCUGAAAAACAUCCCCACAGCAUGAUACUGCCACCACCAUGCUUCACCGUAGGGAUGGUGCCAGGUUUCCUCCAGACGUGACGCUUGGAAUUUAGGGCAAAGAGUUCAAUCUUGGUUUCAUCAGACCAGAGAAUCUUGUUUUUCAUGGUCUGAGAGUCCUUUAGGUGCCUUUUGGCAAACUCCAAGCGGGCUGUCAUGUGCCUUUUACUGAAGAGUGGCUUCCGUCUGGCCACUCUACCAUAAAGGCCUGAUUGGUAGAUUGCUGCAGAGAUGGUUGUCCUUCUGGAAGGUUAUCCCAUCUCCACAGAGGAACUCUGGAGCUCUAUCAGAGUGACCAUCAGGUUCUUGGUCACCUCCCUGACCAAGGCCCUUCUCCCCAGAUUGCUCAGUUUGGCUUUGCGGCCAGCUCUAGGAAGAGUCUUGGUGGUUCCAAACUUCUUUCAUUUAAGAAUGAUGGAGGCCACCGUGUUCUUGGGGACCUUCAAUGCUGCAUAAAUGUUUUGGUGCCCUCCCCCUCCCCAGACCUGAGCCUCGACACAAUCCUGUCUUGGAGCUCUACGGACAAUUCCUUCGACCUCAUGGCUUGGUUUUUACUCUGUGUGCCUUUCCAAAUCAUGUCCAAUCAAUUGAAUUUACCACAGGUGGACUCCAAUCAAAUUGUAGAAACAUCUCAAGGAUGCACCUGAGCUCAAUUUCGAGUCUCAUAGCAAAGGGUCUGAAUACCUAUGUAAAUAAGGUAUUUCAGUUUUUUUAUUUUUUAUAAAUUAGCAAAAAUGUCUAAAAACAUGUUUUCGCUUUAUGUCAUUAUGGGGUAUUGUGUGUAGAUUGAUGAGGGGAAAUGUUUUAUUUAAUCAAUUUUAGAAUAAGGCUGUAACGUAACAAAAUGUGGAAAAAGGGAAGGCGUCUGAAUACUUUCUGAAUGCACUGUAUAUAGGUAAGACUACAGUAUGACAAGCGGAUUGAUGACACUACUUCAGUAAGAUGGGAGAGCGGUCAUCCCAAGGAGAAUGUGCCAUUAGAACGUCUCUGACUUUGAUGGUCUUUCAUCUGAUCUAAAUACAUUACGUGCAAUAUGACAAGCAGGUGGGCCAAUCCUUUAUCCUGCCUUAUCUUCUCGUCAUGCCGAAGAAUAUAUAUUAAUUUCUUCAUUAAAGAACAAAAGUUGUUUGAAGCAUGAUCAGCCCCCUCUAGAUGAACUAUCUUGCUGUAAUGCUUAAGCUGUAGUCUAUCAUUAUUAUUUGUUUGCUGUAGAGCCAGAAUAUUACCUGAGGCAUUGCUGCUGGAAUCGGGAUGUGCUCAGAAUGCCAAAAGCUCUGUUUAUUUAUUCCCUAGUCUACCCUUGACAGAGUACAUAAUGUAAUAUUCUGGGUGCCCAAUGAAGCUAGGCUUAUCUUGGCAUUGACAAGUUGCGCCCAACUGAAAGGCUCUCUUUAAAAAAAAAAAGUUUAGAUAGAUACAGUAAUCAAGGUGUAUCAAAAGUUCUAUUACUUUUCCCUAAGUAUAUAUAGACUGUCAGAGAACCAUGGCAGGCUUCCUGGUUCCUGUGAUUUGAGUCUAUUUUGAGAGCAGCACACUUGUCAGUAAGUUUGACAUGUGAGUCAUCUCAUGCGUACAGCCCUCGCCUCGUUCCUCUGCUUGGGUGAUACCUUGUGCAAGUCCUGUUCUGUGACAGGCAAUAGAGCCUUUACACUUUCCAGUCAGCCUCAUGAACAACAAUGGCCUGUGUGCAAAUUAGUCCUGAGUCACCUAUCAGUAUGCAAACUGCUGAAGAGUCACUGUGAAUGUUCUACUUGAAAGUUAUGAGCACUGCAUACAAAUUGCAUCAGAUGUAUUCUGACAGUGGAAUCGCUAUCUUUGUUCCAGGAGCUGUAUUGUUCCAGUGCAGCUUGACCAGGAAAUGACCUCAUCAGAAAAUCAAGGUGAUGGCCAGGACAGUGACCUUGAGACAUCUGAGACUGGUGCUAUAACAGCAACACAACAGUUAGACAUCAAUAUGAACAGAGGUCAGAGAGUUAAUAAUAGAUUUCAGUACUACAGUAAAAGCUUUAAAGUAAAAUAUAAAUGUUUACCAUCUGCCAUUAAAUUACACUAUAUUUACAAAAUGUCCUCCAAAUACCAAUUGUGCUUUGCUGUAUGUAUUUUUCAUAUUUCAAAUGCGAAUUGUGAGCUUUGUUUUCAGGUUUUUACAGCAUGCAGUCUAAACUUCACCAGUGAUGGAGUGCAUUCAUCUGACAUGAACCCUGAAUACAUUUAUUUAGAGGUGUAAACUUUGGUGCUGAUGUUGGACAUGGCGGCGAUUCUCUAACCACUUCAUCAAUCCUGCCUGUCUUUUCCAUUAUUGCUGCUGUCAGUCAUCAGAGAGACUACACUCGCUGUAGUCCACAGGGCUUAUAUAUUAUGCCACUAUGUGAGUUUCUACUACACCCUCCCUCUGUUUGAUUUAAAUAAGGAUAGCAAUAUUAUUGGUACCAUAUUGUUCUUGGAGAACAUUCUAUUCAGUCUUUCACUGUCUUUUUAGAUCUGUAUCAUACCAUGGACAAAGUCUCAUUCACAGUGAAAUACAACACCUGUCUUGUACUGGCAAAUAAAGCAGGGUAGCUUACUGGAUGGAAUGCUGUUGCAUCUCCAUCACAUUGAUGCUGCGUUGCCAUGAAUACGCUUAGAGUCAGAUUCUGGCCUGUGCUGAAAUUCAUUUUGUCCAAGGCCCAUCUGUCACACUCUCUCACACGCAUUAAUGGGCUAGGAUUUGAUUAGAUUUUUGAUUGAUCAAGCCCACUCACUAGACGAGCUGCAACAGCAGCAUUAAACCGUACUAGUCACAGGAGACUUGGAAUGUCUUUAGGAGAAGAACUCCUCUAAUGAAUGUUUCACUAGAUAGGUGUGUGGAGCUAUAAGGUCUAUAGAUGAAUGAGGAAUUGAAUGUAAUGUGUGAAUUUGAUUUGAGAGGGUCUUUAUUCAGUGGGAUGGUGCGACGUGUUUAUCUUCCCCCUGGUGCCAUGGUGGUUUGGUUUAUGGUUCCCCUGUGGGUCGGUGUUGUUGUUUAUGGGUGCUCUGCAGCGUGUGUGUGUGGAGAGGAGCGCUGCGCCAUGCCCCAGCUGUCAGAAUGAAAUAUCACUGCACUCCUGAUUGCUGUGUACAGGGCCUCAGCCGGAUUCAUAAAAAUGCAAUCCCAUGCAGCUCUGUACCAGGCUUGCAGGAAGCACUAAAUAAACUAUGAUACAGAGGAAAGCAGGCAGAUUUAGAAAGUACUAAUGCUGCAGAUAUAAAGUACCACGCAAAUUCAGCAUAACCAGAUGUACAUAACACCAUAAGACCACAGUAUUCAUCGUUGGUGAAUUUAGACAGGAACCUAUCCUGUUUCUAAAGGGGUGCAAUUUCUGCGGUGUUGUAAGCCCCAUUGCUCUGUAACCUCCAUUGUUCCAAACACUCAGCUGCUCUUAAACCCUGAGGAGCAUGGUAGUCAGUCGUCUCUAUAGAACGUGUCAGCGAGCUCUGUGGGAGGGGCAUGACUGCUGCUGCUCACACAUCACAGCACACAGCCUUCUGUGUCCUAAAAAAGCCUUCCCAGUCCUGAAUUCCUGUUCAAAGAGAAUGGCAUUAAAGCCAACGAAGUUCGAGAGGGGAUGAAUAAUGAAUUCCAACGGGCAUCACUCUGAGUUAGGCAGAGAUUUCAGUGAGGAGCCAUCUUCUCUGUGUCUGUUGUCAUUGCUCAUGUCAUGCAACAGCUGAGCCUGUACCAGAGACUCAGUUUAUAUCUGGCCCUAUACGAUCUAUUUGCCUCUGUUCGUCUGCAUGAGUGUUUGUGAGAUAAGGGUACUUUUCAGUUACCUACACUUGUGUGUAUGAGGUUAACUGUUCACCUACUUGAAUGUCUUAGAUUGGCUGAAUAUUCACCUGCAGACAGUAAUGUGUAUGCCUAUUGGCUAAUUAUUUACAUGACAAGCUAACGUUUAUGGCCAGAUCUUUUUUUAACCUUUAGCCAGCCAGUCGAGAGCUGAUCUCCCACUGUUGGAGUGUCCUGUUCUAACGUUUCCUUUUUUAAAACAUUUAAAAAAGGAGGAUGUGAGUUCUAUGGCCAGGUCCCCUCUGUGUACACUGUUAACAGCACAGCAGUGUGAGAGAGGUCUCAGUGACAAUGGGCUUCCUAGGAACGUUUUGCUAACAGGGAAAUAGCCUAUUAAUCGGAGGAGAUGGCUGACAUCCUGCAGAAGGUUCAGGACCUGAACAGAACAGAGAAAGAGAGGUGGACUCACUGAGAGCAAUAUGGGUUCUGUGCCAUAAUUGUAUAGGAAUAAUAGUGUCAUCAUUUGUCUGAGGGUGGAGGUUUCCAUGCCAACACCUACAUAAAUAAUGGGCACUGUACGCUUCAAGGUGCCUCAGGAUCUGAGGUAAUAUUCUCUCAAUUGAAUUGGAUAUUCCCUUCAUUUCAACAGGUGGACAUUUAUGUGUUUUCAGAUGGGUAUAAUCAUUGGCACUCAUCUCAUUAAGUGCAAUUUGUCAAAUGCAACAGCAGAGCAGUUUGUUUACACACUACAUGUAACAUAGUGUAAUACAGGGCCUCCUGUAGCUCAGUUGGUAGAGCAUGGCGCUUGCAACGCCAGGGUUGUGGGUUCGAUUCCCAUGCGAGGCCAGUAUGAAAAAUGUAUGCACUCACUAACUGUAAGUCGCUCUGGAGAAGAGCGUCUGCUAAAUGACUAAAAUGUAAUACAUUUAGAAUGGUUUCAAGUAAGCUACUUGCUCGUUUUCAGUUUGUUUUCGGUUGAGUUUUUUGAAGGUGAAGCCUUAGGUGACAAAUAUAGAAUUCAUACUUGUAUGCAACCUCUUUCUCCCUCAUCCCUUUUUCCAGCACCAGGGAGAAAUGAAGAGCUAA
Coregonus sp. 'balchen' is the source of this 23638-nucleotide messenger RNA. The record is from the annotation of a GenBank genome assembly. Lineage: Eukaryota; Metazoa; Chordata; Actinopteri; Salmoniformes; Salmonidae.